UGCAAAUCCAUUAGAUUCACGUUCCCAAGUCAAGUGCUAACAACUCCUUUGCUCGUCGCCCUCGACGACCACCAAGCCUAAAUUGUGCAACAUUUAGCACGAGCUCGCAAUCGCGACCAUGCUCCCCAAGGUCGCUAAUCACAUCUUUCUGCACACUUCUCGUGCAGUAGCCGCCGUCCAAAAUCAGACAGGUUACACCCUCCGUAACGUACUCCAACUUCAGUCAUCCGCACCAAGCGCGCCUACAACAUGGACUGGCGCCGGCAGCUCAAGCUGGGGCAGCAAUGGUGCUGGCCCGGGCGGCGCAAAGUUUAAUGCAGGUAGUCGGUUCUAUAAUGGGUAUACGGGAGCCGGGCGUGCUGUGACACAAGCAAACGCGUCAACCUCACAUGAUGGCAACGCUGAACAGAGCGACGAGCGCGACGAGAUCGUUCCCAAGCGCGUCGAGCCCCGCUCUUCCAAGCGUAUCAUUACCCGUCGGCACAGUCUCUCUCUUGGUACACUCAGUGAGCACGAGCAUAGCCAAACAGAGUCUUUAGGUGUCUUGCACACCGUCCAAUUGCACGUUCGCUCAAAACACACGUUCACUGCGUCCGGCGAAGCGCUCGACGAGACUCCCUCUGAUUCUUCGCGGCCUCCCCUCACACGUCGUAACUCUACAGCUUCGCUGAGUGCAUCCGGUUCCAUUGAUGAUUUACCCCCGCCUCCGGUCCCUUCAGUAUCUGGUAAAUCCAUGCCCACAGAUCCCGCAGCCCCGCAGUCCGUGACAGACCCAGCUGCAGACGAUGAGAGUGACAAAGUUUCCGAAAUGUAUCAGUCUCUUCGUCGGGCAGCGCGAUCUGGUGAUGGUGCUAGGGUUAUCCACGAAGUUCUCAUCCUCCGUACAACUCAUAAGAACCCCAUGGUGUCAGAGUUCAACAUGGCAUUAGCUGGUCUUCACGAUACUCGUCGCCCCGGUGAACCCCUUACACUUUUGCUCGAGACAUACAAUGACAUGAUCCGACACUCCCUUACGCCGAAUGUUCGCACCUAUAUCUCUCUUAUUCUCGCUCUUACCGAGCGCGAUUUCGAGGUCCAGAAGUCUAUUGGAGCUCUUGAUGGUCGCGUCAAGCGCCGCAAGCUUCUUGGUCGCCAGGAGGUCGCUAUGGAUGAAGCAGAUGAGAAGCGCAUCGAACAGCUCAAGGCAGAGAACAACUUUGCCUCUGCCAUGUCUAUGUUUGACGCAGCGAUGAACAUUGGCGCACGCAACAAGUUCCCCCUUGCGGUUUAUACCAACCUUCUCCGCUCAUGUGCAUUCCAAGCUGACGUGGAUGCUGCCAUUCGCGUAUUUGCGCAGCUGGAAUCGCGCACCGACUUCCUCCCUGGCCCUCAAGUCUUCUUGAACCUGCUCUCUGUGUACGCCAAUGCAAAUGAUCUGCAGGGCGCUAAGGAGGUCUUCCAGGAGUUCAGGGAAGCCAGCAAGGCAGGCCGCGUCAAGGGACUUGAUUUUUCCGCCGCUCCUGAAGCAGCCGUAGCCAGCUCGAUUACUCGGGGACAACUUCUUGUCUGGAACAAAAUGAUCGAAGCUUACUUCCGUGGUGGCCAGCCUGCAGGCGCUCUCCGCCUCCUGGAAACCAUGAUGGACAGCAACGCCAACCCCGCUCAACUCUCACCGGAAGUUCCUUUGCCCUCCUCGUCCACGUUCUCGUCCAUCAUUGCUGGUUUCUGCUACUCGGGAGAUGUCACAAGUGCUCUGUCCUGGUUUGACCGCUUGCUACAGCAGGGUGAAGCAGCCCGUCAUCCACACGAAUCUUCCCUCGUUCCCCCUCGCCCUGACCAGCUUGCAUGGGUUGUGAUGCUUGACUUCCUCGCUCAGGAGGGCAUGAUCGCAGACCUCAACCGGCUCUAUGACAUUCUUGUUGAAUGUGCCCCUCGCGACGGCCUCGAAGUGCGCCGUUUAGACCAUACCCUUGUUCUCGAAGCCAAUAUCAACUACCUCCAAUCUGGGACUAUCAACAAAUCCGGAGCCAAGAAGAAUAUACCGGCUUUCAAGGAUGUGCUCAGGCUUAUCAGACUGGCGAACAAUGUAAAUGUCCCUCUGAGCAAAGAGUUAACAGCCCUUUACCUACACACCUACAUGUCGACUUGCAACCGCGGUGACAUGUCGCAAUAUGGUAUCGGCCUCCGUGAACAUGAAACACUCCUGUCCAGUGCCCUCGCCAACCUUACAGCAGAGACCGAUAUGGAGCAGAUCAUCCCAAUCAAAAACAAUGCAUACAAGGGCCUCAUCCCGCUUCUCAUUGCGCUUUCAAAGCAAAACUUCCAGUUUUCUAAAUUGAAAGCAAGCCUCAUCUCCAAUCUUUCGGAUGCGCUAUAUGCUGGCUACUCGAAGGAGCAGCGGGAUGAAUUCUUUGGGAAGGUGUCAGCCGACUUCCGUAUCGCACUCGAUAAGCCCAGCGAGUCGCGCAACUUGUCGCCUAACCCUGUGAUGCAGAUGUAUCCUCCUAUUAGGGACGUCGUUGUCGAUGGUGCCCUCAGCCGCUCCGUCGAUGACUGGUUCCCAUCGCACCCAACUGUGACAAUCCAUGAAGCCUAUCGCCGCCUCCAAAACGGAAUUACCAAUAGCAAGUACGUUCACCCCUCUACCCUCGGGCGGCUCAUCAAUGGCUUCGGACGUGUCGGUGAUCUCGAUAAGGUGCACAGCUUGUAUGAUAUCGCGCAAAUCGUAUUAUCCUCGAUCGAUAAUAAGCAGUGGCAGUCUCAGGCGUGGUUCCAAAUUGAAGACCAGAUGAUCAUCGCAUGCGCACAUGCCGGAGACAUGGAAGCUGCAUUCCAGCACCGAGAUCGUAUUACGUCCAAUGGCGGAAUUCCUUCUCCUGACGCGUAUGGCUCGCUCAUAGAGUGUGUCAAGGAUACCACAGAUGACACCUCGAACGCCAUGGCUCUCUUCAGCGAGGCACAAAUGCUUGGAUGCACACCAAAUGUCUACCUAUACAACACGAUCAUCUCCAAGCUGGCUAAGGCGCGCAAGGCUGACUUCGCUCUCGAGCUGUUCCAGCAGAUGAAGGCUACGCCUGGUGUCCGUCCAUCCUCGAUCACAUACGGCGCCGUUAUUGCCGCUUGCGCACGUGUCGGCGAUGCUCAGUCUGCCGAGCAGUUGUUCUUGGAGAUGUCUUCGCAGCCUAACUUCAAGCCUCGCAUCCCACCCUACAAUAUGAUGAUGCAACUGUACGCGCACACAAAGCCUGAUCGUGAGAGAGUACUCCAUUAUUACAAUCAGCUUCUUCUCGCCGGUGUCAAGCCUUCUGCCCACACGUACAAGUUGCUCAUCGAUGCAUAUGGAACUAUUGAGCCCGUCGACGUUGACGCUAUGGAAGACGUGUUCGAGCUUCUCCGAAACAACAGGUCGGUGGUGCUUCAAGGCAGCCAUUGGGCCGCCCUUAUCAACGCAUAUGGUUGUGUGAAGAAGGACUUGGCGAAGGCGAUUAGUACAUUCGACUCUAUCCCAGCACCUGAUGCUGUCACCUAUGAAUCUCUCAUCAACGUCCUCGUCACCAACAAGCAGAUGGCUCUUGCACCCACUUACAUGGAGAAGUUGAAGUCGUCUGGCGUACAUAUGACGGCGUACAUCGCCAACCUCUUGAUCAAGGGCUAUGCUGCCGCCGGGGACAUUGAAGAAGCUCGAAGAAUAUUUGAGAACUUGGUGGAUCCCCCUAGCGGCGUUGCAGCCUCAGGUAACCAUGUUCGUCAUGAAGGCUCCAAUCAGCGUAUGUCGCCAUCGCCAUCGCUGUCGUACCGCGAGCCAUCUACGUGGGAAGCUAUGUUCCGCGCAGAGCUAGGCAAUGGCUAUCGCGACAGAGCGAUAGCACUGCUGGCACGGCUACAGGAAAGACAAUUCCCCGCCGCAGUAUGCAAUCGGAUACGAGGGAUCAUGAUCGAUGAUCCUGUCUCACCAUGAGCAGCAUCUCCUUGAUCACACUACUGUGAAGAUGUACCCAUUGCUUGAUUAUAACACGGACACGGCAACACUGGCUAACCAGGAGAAGGCGCAAUAUUUUUCUAGCCGCCAUGAUUGGAAUACUAAAAGUAUCUGCUCACUAAUCAUUCAUUCAUUGCGACACUACCAUCAUGCAUAACACUUGUGUACACUAUUGUUUAUAUACAUCUGUAUCAUACCCUCGAGACAGUUGCGAUGAAUUCUUUUCAAGUCGCCCUGAACGCGACGGUUGAUGGAUUUAUGCAUCAACACUGGUCACUUUUCA
This is a messenger RNA of Suillus subalutaceus, 4241 nucleotides long. RefSeq lists its product as uncharacterized. The transcript has 5 exons. The record is from RefSeq and is a predicted model, not a curated record. Lineage: Eukaryota; Fungi; Basidiomycota; Agaricomycetes; Boletales; Suillaceae. The coding region runs from base 119 to 3937 and encodes 1272 amino acids. Gene Ontology annotation, molecular function: protein binding.